Molecule: messenger RNA, 1269 nt
Organism: Fopius arisanus
Lineage: Eukaryota; Metazoa; Arthropoda; Insecta; Hymenoptera; Braconidae
Exons: 5
Coding region: 573-1199 (208 amino acids)
Source: RefSeq, a predicted model, not a curated record
GUCUUCAAUCACAGAUUCGUAGGCGCACACGCAUACAUACAAGGAGACGCCGUAAAUUCAACACACAAGUCACUUACCGUCGAGAAAUACGCGUUUGAAUAUUUGUAGAAUAUAGAGCAAAACAAUACGUACAAAAUAUGUAAGAGGGGAAAGACAACAACCGGGAUAAUAGUGAAAAUAUACUGAUUGAAACGCUGUUGUGCCGGCUGCUGUGGUAAUACAUAGGGUCACUUUUUGUUUGCUGGUGAAGAAAACUUAUUUGUUUACUGAAAUCUGGUCAAUGGUUAAUCUGCACUAUUUGGUGUUAAAUUGCGCAUUGUUCUUUUUCGCCGGUGUCUUGGCGGUGAGAGUAACGCCAAUAAUAGAGAAAUCAUGAGUCACGCUUAUAAAAUUGUGCUUUUCCCCGAUGACGCGGAAAACAAAUUAAGUGUAGACGUUGUACCAUCUACAUGGAUAUUCGACUCAGAAGAACAUGAGAGUAAAAUGUGCUAUUUCCCAGUGGGUCCUUUCACAGCAAAAUCUAUUUCCCAUUUGCACAGAAUGGUUAAAAAUCGUGCUUCGGUCGACAAAUCAUGGCCAGUGCAGCGGAUAAACUGCAUUAUGAUAAUUAUGCUUUUUCCACUGACCGAGAGUCAUCAGUAGAGAGGAUUUUCACUGAGGAAAAUCGAUUGUCUACAAGUAAGAAGCUAACAAAAAAGUCGGUUCACGAAGAAUUAACCGAUGCUUCCUUUGAUAUGGUGUCAAAUAGUAUUGAUCGAAAUAAAGAAAAUGAAUUGGAUUCUUGUGCAAAGACAUCCAUUGAAAAUACUGGAUCAUCUAAAAAACAAAGUGAAUCUCCUAGACGAGAGAAUUUCGCUCUCUUCGAUGCUGAAAUUCUAGAGGAUAAAGAAUACAGACAGAGAAUCAAAAAUCGCAUCAAGCAUAUGAUUCCUAGAGAACGGAAUUAUGAUACCCAUCACCUAUCUACCAUCCUACGCGUGUAUUUGAAGAAGGAGCUCGUUUUAUCAACAUUUACUAGCGUAAGAGCCAAGAAUGAGAAGGUUCCUUUGAAAGAUACACAUUUCUACAAAUGUCUGCUGAGUGUUCAUACACGUGUUCUGGGUGAAAACAUGAGUGAACAAAAAUUCAGAGUUCAUCUGAAAGCAUCGUUGAAUUCAGCGAAGGACUGGGAUGGGGGAAGAGCAUUUCGUCGUGGUUAAAAAAUUAAUGAGCCAAUAUUUACGUUAAGGAUAAAAAAGAAUGAAAAUUUAUUUUUGUUUUUUUUAAAAU